ACUUGUGGAAACAGGAUAUACGCGCUUCGUCGAAACCAUCUAAAGGAAUUUCAGAAUUUGCAAAAAUUACGUACAGAUAACCCGAAGGAGGAGUCCAAGGAGGGUUUUCUACUUGGGAAGCUUAGCUAGUGUAGAGCUUGGUGUGACAGGAGGAGCCUCCAACUUCAACAGCACUAAAAUGGCGGACAUGUCAGUGGAAGAGAUCACCACGAGGGCCAACCAAGUGACCGAUGAGUCCUUGGAGAGCACCAGGCGGAUGCUACAGAUGACCGAGGAGAGCAGGCAGACUGGUGUCAACACCAUGGUCAUGCUGGACCAACAGGGCGAGCAACUGAAACGUACAGAGGAGGGUAUGGACCAGAUCAACCAGGACAUGAGGAAGGCUGAGAAGAACCUGACGGACCUGUCCAAGUGCUGUGGCCUCUGUGUCUGCCCCUGUGACAGGGUGACGUCCAUAGAGCAUGACACUAAGUACAAGCGUACCUGGGGAACAGGUGAUAGUAGCAGUCCAGGAGAGGGAGGGGACGGCUCGGUGGUGUCCAGGCAACCCUCAGGCAUCCAUAACGGACAAGCCAACCAGCAGCAGCCCAUGGGGGCCUCUGGACCCUACAUCAAGAGGAUUACCAACGAUGCUCGGGAGGAUGAGAUGGAGGAGAAUCUGGACCAGGUGGGCAGCAUCAUAGGGAACCUGAAGAACAUGGCCAUGGACAUGGGCUCUGAGAUAGACAAGCAGAACAAACACAUCGAACGCAUCGGAGAAAAGGCGGACAUUAACAAAGCACGAAUCGAUGAAGCCAAUCAGCGAGCCAAUAAGCUCAUCAAGUAGACCUACCUACCUACCUGCUCCAGCUUUCAAAUCUUCCACCUUGAAGCUUGCAUGUACACACACACACACACACACACAAACCUACACAUACACACUCCCUAUCCUUGAGAACAAAGAAAAUCAACCAGGAAAACCCCAUUGAAUCAGCACCUACCACACGUGCCUUUUUUCUGUAAUGAUGUAUGUAAAUAUGCUCAUACAACGCACACACACUCUCUUAUUGUGCCUUUUAUGACUAGUUAAAAGUCCUUGCCUGGGUCCCCAUCCCAAUUAUGUGACACAGUGAAUCAAUUUUCCAGGCGUUCUGAGAUCUGUGCCCAUAUAAGCGUCUGAGUAGGAGUGCUGAUGUAAGAUGGGAGAACUGAUCCUAGAUCAGCACUCAUACACUGAAAUGCUUUAUAUACAUA
Coregonus clupeaformis (lake whitefish) is the source of this 1233-nucleotide messenger RNA. RefSeq names its product synaptosomal-associated protein 23-like. The transcript is spliced from 8 exons. The record is from RefSeq and is a predicted model, not a curated record. The coding region runs from base 179 to 826 and encodes 215 amino acids. Gene Ontology annotation, molecular function: SNAP receptor activity; syntaxin binding. Lineage: Eukaryota; Metazoa; Chordata; Actinopteri; Salmoniformes; Salmonidae. Gene Ontology annotation, biological process: exocytosis; synaptic vesicle fusion to presynaptic active zone membrane; synaptic vesicle priming. Gene Ontology annotation, cellular component: plasma membrane; SNARE complex.